Galeopterus variegatus (Sunda flying lemur) is the source of this 544-nucleotide messenger RNA. RefSeq names its product endothelial differentiation-related factor 1-like. The record is from RefSeq and is a predicted model, not a curated record. The transcript is spliced from 4 exons. Gene Ontology annotation, cellular component: nucleus. NCBI's taxonomy places the organism in Eukaryota, Metazoa, Chordata, Mammalia, Dermoptera, Cynocephalidae. The annotation marks the transcript as partial. Gene Ontology annotation, molecular function: DNA binding.
GCCAUCUUAGCAGCUCAGAGACGAGGAGAAGAUGUGGAGACUUCCAAGAAAUGGGCUGCUGGCCAGAACAAACAGCAUUCGAUCACCAAGAACACUGCAAAGCUGGACCGGGAGACUGAGGAGCUGCACCAUGACAGGGUGACCCUGGAGGUGGGCAAAGUGAUCCAGCAGGGUCGGCAGAGCAAGGGGCUGACCCAGAAGGACCUGGCCACGAAAAUCAACGAAAAGCCGCAAGUCAUCGCAGACUAUGAGAGUGGACGGGCCAUUCCUAAUAACCAGGUUCUGGGCAAAAUCGAGAGAGCCAUUGGCCUAAAACUCCGGGGGAAGGACAUUGGAAAGCCCAUCGAGAAGGGGCCGAGGGCAAAGUGAGCACAAAGCCUCGAAGUCAGUGUGUUCCGGCUGAUCUCCCCGGCUGGGUCCCCGACCAGCGGUGCUGCCGUGGGUCUCCUCGCGUGGCUAAGCGGAACGUGGGUGUCCAGCCUGCGGGCACCCUCCUCACCCACACCUGCUGUCAAAACACAACAAAAGCUUGCGAACUCCUGGC